AUGGCGGAUCUGGGUGGUCAACGUAACCGGAACUACCGGCCUCACGGACCGGCCUCGUCGACACAGCGGGAUGCUGCGUUUUCCGAUAUUUUCGGGGGCGCACCCCCCGCAGGACGCUCUCAAACUAUGAAUUCGCAAACACCGCAAUUCUCACAAGGUCGUGCCCACACCAUGUCAUCGCAUGUUGUACACCCCCAAUUCUCAAGACCGCCGCCGACGCCCACGCGGCAAAUGCAUAAUGGAUACGGACCACCAUCGGCACCACCUAACGGAUACCCCCCGCCGCCCCCAUCGGGACAAUAUCAAGCCUACAAUCCAGGAGCCGCGACAAUGUCCUCGCAUCAGCCCCCUCGACCGCAUCCCGGGGCGCAGCAACGAUUCGGUGCUUACCCUCGCCCACAGCGCCUCGAAACGCGGCCAAGCCCGGCUACUCAAUAUCCAGAUUCCAGGGAAUUCAAUCGUCCGAUGCCCCCGCCUGCGCUGAAUUCCGAUGCUUCUCGUUCAAGGUCGAUGGCAAAAUUGAGUGGGCCGCCCUAUCAAAACCCACCCAGCAACUUCAACCACACCUCCGCCAUUGCCUCUCGCCGCGAGCCAUAUCACGCCGGAGCUCCGGUCACUCAAUUGGGCCGUCCUGUGCCAGAAAAGAACACCAACGAGCGAGCGAUGUCCUUGACCUCAUGGUCGUCGGAUCGAGAUGCGCAGAUAAUGAACAGCGGAAGAUCGAUUCCGUAUCGCCGGCCACCGUCAGGUCACGAUCAGCAAAAUUUCAUGCGCGAAGCAGUGCCAAUCACCCCAAGAAGCGACUCAAUGACGCAGCCUAGCCCCGAAGGGUAUGUUGGCUCCCGCCAGCCGAGCGAUGCAUCCGCUAGGUCUCGGACCAUGUCUAUGGCCUCAACCAUUGCACCGGAUAGGACAAUGAGUGUCCAGAGCCAGGCUACCCAGAGCUCGUCUGGUCAAACAACACUCGUGGCUAGAGAUUCACAGCGCAAGGUUCCAGUGGUUUAUCCCGCGCUUCUUUCUCUUGUGGCUGAGAUCUUUAGAGAGAAGAUCUCACUCGGUGAACGGCAGAAGAACGGUCUUUCGUAUCAAAACGCAUUCUCGGGUACUGACUCUGUCGAUUUGAUCGGCUCCAUCAUCCGGACCAACGAUCGCAAUUUGGCUCUGCUUCUAGGCCGUGCGCUAGAUGCCCAAAAGUUCUUCCACGAUGUCACAUACGAUCAUCGUCUACGCGAUGCUCCUGGUGAAGUCUACCAAUUCAAGGAAACAAUGGGCGAAGACAAGUCAACAGCCGAUGUCAAUGGUGUUUUUACACUUCUGACUGAGUGUUAUUCUCCCACUUGUAAUCGAGACCAGCUUUGCUAUUCUAUUGCUUGUCCCCGGCGACUAGAGCAACAGGCUAGGCUGAACAUCAAGCCCCAACCCGUGCUCGGAGCGGGAGAUGCCACCACCGCGCCCCCCGACGAUGACGAUGAUACCGACAACCAAAAGCUGUGGAUCAGUACAGUCCCGAAGGAUAUCUCUGACUCGGUGGAAGAUCGCGAGAAGAAACGCCAGGAAAUCAUCUUUGAGAUGAUGUACACCGAACGAGACUUCGUCAAGGAUUUGGAAUAUUUGCGCGAUUUCUGGAUGCGGCCCUUGCGCGCCGCGGGUACUACAACCCAUUCGCCAAUUCCAGAGCAUCGGCGGGAAAAGUUCAUUAGGACUGUGUUCGGCAACUGUUUAGAGGUUCUCAAGGUCAACAGUGCCCUGUGUGAAGCUCUGAACGCGCGGCAAAAGGAGAAUGCGGUUGUUCAAACCAUUGGUGAUAUUUUCUGUCAACACGUUCCCAACUUCGACCCAUUCAUCAAAUAUGGUGCCAACCAACUCUACGGCAAGUACGAAUUUGAGAAGGAAAAGGCGUCCAAUCCAGCCUUUGCCAAAUUCGUGGAAGACACGGAACGUCUCAAAGAGUCUCGAAAGCUGGAGCUGAACGGUUACUUGACAAAGCCUACCACUCGUCUUGCAAGAUACCCGCUUCUGCUCGAGGGUGUUCUGAAGACCACUGCGGAUAGCAAUUCCGACAAGGAAGAUAUCCCCAAGGCCAUCAAGAUGAUCAAGGAUUUCCUUUCGCGCGUCAAUGCUGAGAGUGGUAAAGCAGAGAAUCAUUUCAAUCUUGUUCAGCUGAAUGCUGCGCUCAAAUUCAACACUGCAGACUAUGUCGAUCUGAAACUUACUGAGGAGAAUCGACAAAUGCUCAUGAAGAUGGCUUUCAAAAAGACGACUGCUGACAGUUCUGAUGUCACGGCGUACCUCUUCGAUCAUGCCGUUCUUCUUGUCCGUGUCAAAGUGGUGAACAAGCGCGAGGAAGUCAGGGUUUACAGAAAGCCUAUUCCUUUGGAGCUUUUGGUUAUCGCUCAGAUGGAAGAAGUUAUCCCACGACUCGGUAUCGCCAAACGACCAUCGUCCAGUCUGCUGUCCAACAAACCUGUCAUCAACAACCCGCCUCCUGCCAAGGAUGGUGGCCUGCCAAUCACGUUCAGACAUCUUGGAAAAGGUGGAUAUGAGCAAACUCUCUAUGCGACGAACUCUGCCACACGGCGAAAGUUCAUUGAGGCAGUCGAGCAGCAGCAAGAGAAGUUAUGGGAGAGAAACAGUAACUUCUACAACAAGACAAUCCUUAGCGAGGGCUUCUUUGCUGCGGUUAACCGCAUCAAUUGUCUUGUCCCAAUAGACGGAGGUCGCAAAUUGGUCUAUGGUACCGACAACGGUAUCUUUGUUUCUGAGCGUUGGCCCAAGGACAAAUCGGCCAAACCCAAAAAGGUCCUUGAGGCUACUCAGGUCACACAAAUCGAUACUUUGGAAGAGUACCAGCUGUUGUUGGUACUUGCGAACAAGACGCUUUCCUCUUAUCCUAUGGAUGCUCUUGAUAUCUCCGAGGGUCAGAAUACCAUGGCGAAACGUCCAAAGAAGAUUCAAGGCCAUGCCAACUUCUUCAAGGCCGGCAUUGGACUUGGACGUCAUCUGGUCUGCUCAGUUAAAACAUCGGCCUUGUCAAGUACUAUCAAGGUUUACGAGCCAAUGGAUAACCUUGCUAAAGGAAAGAAAAAGUCAGCUGUCAGCAAAAUGUUCCAAAGUGGCCAAGAUACACUCAAGCCCUUCAAGGAAUACUACAUACCAGCGGAAUCUUCUUCGAUCCAUUUCCUCCGCUCUACUCUCUGUGUUGGCUGUGCACGUGGCUUUGAAGUUGUCAGUCUUGAAACAACUGAGACACAAUCUCUUCUGGAUCAAGCGGAUACAUCUCUGGACUUUGUCGCACGCAAAGAAAACGUCAAGCCAAUUCAUAUCGAGCGCAUGAAUGGUGAAUUCCUGCUCAACUACAGUGACUUCUCGUUCUUCGUGAACCGGAAUGGAUGGCGAGCUCGUCCAGAUUGGAAGAUUGCCUGGGAGGGUAACCCGAACGCAUUCGCGCUCUCCUACCCUUACAUCCUGGCAUUCGAACCAAACUUUGUCGAAAUCCGGCACGUUGAGACGAGCGAAUUGACACAUUUGAUGACCGGGAAGAACAUUCGCAUGUUACACAGUUCCACUCGCGAGAUUAUUUACGCCUACGAAGAUGACCAUGGCUAUGACACCGUUGCCAGCUUGGACUUCUGGACUAAUAAACCCCAACAACAUGUCUAA
Messenger RNA from Penicillium olsonii, 3660 nucleotides. Lineage: Eukaryota; Fungi; Ascomycota; Eurotiomycetes; Eurotiales; Aspergillaceae. The record is from the annotation of a GenBank genome assembly.